Mandrillus leucophaeus (drill) is the source of this 1150-nucleotide messenger RNA. RefSeq names its product putative ciliary rootlet coiled-coil protein-like 2 protein. The coding region runs from base 260 to 1150 and encodes 296 amino acids. The transcript is spliced from 5 exons. NCBI's taxonomy places the organism in Eukaryota, Metazoa, Chordata, Mammalia, Primates, Cercopithecidae. The record is from RefSeq and is a predicted model, not a curated record.
CGAAGGUGCCUGGGGGUUUGUCUCGCAUCCGGGGGAGUUUGACAGGAAUUGUCCGGGACCCCACGGAGGUGAGGGCUCAAAGGGUGGUGAGGGCACAUAGUAGGGGAGUGGAAGCUUGGCUCUCAGGCCUAGGCUCCUAUCCUGUCCCAGGCCAGGUCCAGGCCCUGGACCCCGCCUAGCGUAGGCUAGUGUGUAUCCCUGGAACCAGAAGAGAGUAGGUGGGCUCUGGAGGCCUCCCAGGACCCCCGUAGACUCUGUGAUGCCCACGCCCCAGAACAUGGGUGGGCGCUAUGAGGCAAGCCAGGACCUGCUGGGCACCCUGCGGAAGCAGCUUAGCGACAGCGAGAGUGAGCGGCGGGCCCUAGAGGAACAACUGCAGCGCCUGCCGGAAAAGACCAACUGCGCCAUGCAGGCCCACGAGGACGCCCAGCGCGAGGUGCAGCGGCUGCGGAGUGCCAACGAGCUCCUGAGCAGGGAGAAGAGCAACCUGGCUCACAGCCUGCAGGUGGCCCAGCAGCAGGCCGAGGAGCUGCGGCAGGUGUGGGAGAAGCUGCAGGCUGCCCAGGAGGAGCUGCGGCGCCAGCGGGACCGGCUGGAGGAAGAGCAGGAGGACGCGGUGCAGGAUGGCGUGCGGGCUGAGGCUGGCCGCGUGGAGCUCGAGCUCUCCAUGACCAAGCUGAGGGCAGAGGAGGCCUCCCUGCAGGACUCCCUGUCCAAGCUGAGCGCCCUCAACGAGAGCCUUGCUCAGGACAAGCUGGAUCUGAACCGCCUUGUUGCCCAGGGGCUACAGAGCAGCAGGCACACUGCUGGUGGGGGAGGCACGUCUGUGCAGAGGUCCACUGUGGUCUUCAGCCCAGAGCACGGACAUCCCAACCAGGGCUGCAGGACAAACAGCUAUAUUUUCAGCAGAGCAGAUGCCAGCCGGGAAGACACAGAGCUAGUUGCCUUCAACACCGACAGCCAGCCCCAGGCUGCUCAGAAAAGGCCACUGGGCAAGGAGAGGCGGGGACCUGGACCUUUGGGUCCCAUUGGCCUCUCUGUCAGAGGCUUUGCCCCUGGCCCUGGCUUCCGAGAGGCUGUUUUCCUGGAGAAGGCCACAGCGGUUCUUCUCAGAAAUGUUCUCCCUUUAAUGAUUCAGCACGCAUGCUGA